Molecule: messenger RNA, 678 nt
Organism: Eremothecium sinecaudum
Lineage: Eukaryota; Fungi; Ascomycota; Saccharomycetes; Saccharomycetales; Saccharomycetaceae
Gene: RPS5
Product: 40S ribosomal protein uS7
Exons: 1
Coding region: 1-678 (225 amino acids)
Biological process (GO): ribosomal small subunit assembly; translation
Cellular component (GO): cytosolic small ribosomal subunit; ribosome
Molecular function (GO): structural constituent of ribosome; rRNA binding; mRNA binding
Source: RefSeq, a predicted model, not a curated record
AUGUCUGACCACGAAACUCCAGUUGAAGUUCAAGAAGACUUCGAAGUCGUUCAAGAAUUCGCCCCAGUUAAGUUGGCCACUGCCAUCCCAGAGGAGGUCCAAAGAGCUCAACAAGAGAUCAAACUGUUCAACAAGUGGUCAUUCGAUGAAAUCGAAGUUAAGGACCCAUCUCUAGUUGACUACAUCCAAGUCAGACAACCAAUCUUUGUCGCUCACACUGCUGGUAGAUACGCCAACAAGAGAUUCAGAAAGGCUCAAUGUCCAAUCAUUGAAAGAUUGACCAACUCCUUAAUGAUGAACGGUAGAAACAACGGUAAGAAGUUGAAGGCUGUCAGAAUCGUCAAGCACACCUUGGAUAUCAUUAACGUCUUGACCGAGCAAAACCCAUUGCAAGUUGUUGUUGAUGCCAUCAUCAACUCCGGUCCAAGAGAAGACACUACCAGAGUCGGUGGUGGUGGUGCUGCUAGAAGACAAGCUGUCGAUGUCUCCCCAUUGAGAAGAGUUAACCAAGCUAUUGCUUUGUUGACCAUCGGUGCUAGAGAAGCUUCUUUCAGAAACAUCAAGACCAUUGCUGAAACUUUGGCUGAAGAAUUGAUUAACGCUGCCAAGGGAUCUUCUACCUCUUACGCCAUCAAGAAGAAGGAUGAAUUGGAAAGAGUUGCCAAGUCCAACCGUUAG